UGAAGUUUGCUUUAGUUAUCAGUUUCCUCAAGUUUCCUAUCUUAAAUUAUGUCAGCGAGAUCUUCAAGUGCAUCGGCACGUUAGUGCGGCCGCGCCUAAUUUUGGAGACUUUUCUCGUUUCGCGAGUGGCAUACCCGUAUCUUCCCUUUUGUUUUUCGACUAUUUUUUCAGGUCAGUCGAUCUCGAACCAAAUUUGGUAAUGAAGAUUCAUUGCGUUUCCACCUUCUCGACGUACAAGACGAGCGACCUGGAUACCUUUCUCUGCAAGCAAGAAUGGGAAAGAAGGCUCGAAGACGAUUGGGACAAGCCGCGUCGGGACUCGACCUCGCAGUUAGAUGAAUUCUUCGAGCCCAACCACAACCGCCUCCAGCCUAAUAUGAGCUACGUUUCGAUGAGGUCUCUACCGGGAACCGACGACGACGUAUUCCUCAGGCCGCCCCUCUGGGAGGACAUAGCUAGCAGUAUACAAAAUAUAGAUCCCGAAAAUGCCAACAUGUUGGUGGGGGCGGGUCACGUUAAACUAGAAGCCGUCGAUGAUCUUGCCGUCAACUGCGCCCCCACGCCGCUACUAUCGCCAUUAGAAAUAAAAACCGAAAAGAUCCUCCAGCCUGGGCCGACGCUGCAACUGCUGGGCACACCGGCGUCGCCGUUCAGCCAGCAGCAGCCCACGAGUCCGCCUCAGCAGCACUACCAGCAGCAGCCCCUCCACUGUCCUAACAAUAACGCGCACCCCCAGCAGUACAAAUAUAACAGCGGCAGCACGCCGGGCCCGGCGCCCGCGAACGCCCUCUACCCGCCGAUGUCGCGCCUCAUGUACACCUCGCCUCUCACGCCGCCCAGCUCCGAGCCCGGAUCGCCGGGCGGCACGCUUCCGAGACGCACGCCUCCACCGCCCUACCCCAACCCGGGCUGCCAGCAGACGCCGAACACGACGCCCGGCAGUACGCAUCGCCUCACCACGUCACUCAAAUACAACAGACGAAAUAACCCCGAACUGGAGAAGAGGCGGAUACACCACUGUGAUUUCAUAGGGUGCACCAAGGUUUACACUAAGAGUUCACACCUCAAGGCGCACCAGAGGAUACAUACAGGCGAAAAACCAUACCAAUGCCAAUGGCCCGAAUGCGAAUGGAGAUUCGCAAGAUCGGACGAACUGACGCGCCACUACCGAAAACACACCGGAGCGAAACCGUUCAAAUGCGCCGUAUGCGAAAGAUCGUUUGCCAGAUCGGACCAUCUUGCCCUACACAUGAAACGACACCUACCGAAGACGACAAAAUGAGACACGUCAUAAGUUAGCGUGCGAGAACGUCACCGGUGCCCGAACCAAUCUUUCAAAUUAAAAAAUGAAAAUUACCAGCUUUAAUAUAGACGUGUGUGUUGUAUAUUAGAGAAUGCUUUACUUGAAUAUUCUAGAUCUCGAAGAGUUUAACUAUUUUUCUCAAUCAGAUAAUAUGCCUUAAUUGAUGAUGUGGCCUUUUUCCAGUGUACUUAAAACAAUUUGGAGAUAUUUUUUGUAAUUUUGGUAUUAUUUAUAUUAUGUGAUUUGUUAACGUUUUAGAACUGUUAUUUAUUACCGACUGUGUCCUUUACAAUGGACACUUUCGAUGGUUUUUUUUUGUUAGAAGGAUUAUGAACUUUGUUAAUAAAUAAUGCCUCUUUUAUAAUGUAGCUUAUUCAUGAGUUUGCAACUUUGUUUUCUUCUGUGUAUUUUUAAAUGUCACUAUUUAAUGUAACAUUGCCAUCUUACUUUUACUAGUGUUGUGAUUUUUAGAUUGUUAAUUGAAGUGUAUAUGUCAUGUACAAGUUCAAUACUUGAAGUUACCAAAUAUGUACAUGUAACGAUUUGUACAUAAAUAAACUAAAAGAAAAACUACUAUUGGCUAGAUACUAGUCAAACAUUCCAAGAUGCGGUUAUGAAAUUACUUUAUUUUACAACCAACUAUCCAUAUUACACAAAUGUGGUAUCACUAUCAGCAUUCGACAGAUGUAAUUAAAAUUUUCUGUAACAUUAGUAUAUAAUUUUUAUAUAUUAUUUAUGUAGAUAAGUCAAUGAUAGCAUAUCUGUUAAGUUAUGUAGUGAAAUUGUUUUUUUAAUUUUUGUAUAGUUUACUUUUUAAUACAGUUU
This is a messenger RNA of Photinus pyralis (common eastern firefly), 2128 nucleotides long. Its product is annotated as dendritic arbor reduction protein 1-like. The transcript is spliced from 7 exons. NCBI's taxonomy places the organism in Eukaryota, Metazoa, Arthropoda, Insecta, Coleoptera, Lampyridae. Gene Ontology annotation, biological process: regulation of transcription by RNA polymerase II. The record is from RefSeq and is a predicted model, not a curated record. Gene Ontology annotation, molecular function: DNA-binding transcription factor activity, RNA polymerase II-specific; RNA polymerase II cis-regulatory region sequence-specific DNA binding. Bases 200 to 1282 code for a protein of 360 amino acids.